Messenger RNA from Lingula anatina, 1378 nucleotides. Its product is annotated as enoyl-CoA hydratase, mitochondrial. Gene Ontology annotation, biological process: fatty acid beta-oxidation. Gene Ontology annotation, molecular function: catalytic activity. Gene Ontology annotation, cellular component: mitochondrion. NCBI's taxonomy places the organism in Eukaryota, Metazoa, Brachiopoda, Lingulata, Lingulida, Lingulidae. The record is from RefSeq and is a predicted model, not a curated record.
CUCUAAUUACUCUCUUGUCCGAUUUUUCCAUUAUCAGUUGUUCCGACACAUGGUUGGCUGAAAUCCACGUUUUAGACCCACAAGCAAACAUGGCUGCGUUCAGGGGCGGCGUGACCUCCUUGAAAAAUGCACUUUUUAACCCUUCUGGGUCUGUUUUUAGAUCCCAGGUUGCAGCCGUUGUACGUUGCAUGUCUACAGGACAGUAUCAAAAUUUGAUAGUAGAUAAGAAGGGACAAAACCAGAAUGUUGGUUUCAUACAGCUCAACCGCCCUAAAGCUCUUAAUGCACUUUGUGAUGAACUAAUGGUGGAACUGACGCAGGCUGUCACUGAUUUCGAAAAUGAUGGCAAUGUUGGAUGCAUUGUGAUAACUGGAAGUGAGAAAGCAUUUGCUGCUGGUGCUGACAUCAAAGAAAUGCAGAAGAGAGACUUUUCCCAAGCAUAUGAUGAAAACUUUACUGCUGCCUGGACCAAGGUGGCAGAGUGCAAAAAGCCCAUAAUUGCAGCAGUAAAUGGAUAUGCUCUCGGAGGAGGCAAUGAACUUGCCAUGAUGUGUGACAUUAUCUAUGCUGGUGAAAAAGCAAAAUUUGGUCAGCCAGAAAUUAAAUUAGGAACAAUACCAGGUGCUGGUGGCACACAAAGGCUCACUCAGUCAAUAGGCAAAUCUAAGGCAAUGGAGAUGGUACUGACUGGAAACCCUAUUAAUGCAGAGGAUGCUGAGAAAGCAGGUUUGGUCAGCAAGGUCUUCCCAGUGGAACAGUUGGUGGAUGAGGCAAUUAAAUUAGGAGAAACAAUUUCUGCCCAAAGCAAACUGGUAUCUGCCAUGUGCAAGGAGGCUGUCAGUGCAUCCUUUGAAAUGUCUUUGAGAGAAGGUCUUCACUUCGAGAAGAGGACUUUCCAUGCAACCUUUGCAACACAUGACAGAAUGGCAGGAAUGACAGCAUUUAUUGAAAAAAGGCCAGCGGACUUCAAAGACAAAUAGGAAAAUUGCCAUACAAUUUGUCAGUGAUGAACAAACAAAUCUACAUUGUAUUUAUAAACAGGAAAAUGCCAUUGGCAAUAGAUGUGAUGUCACUGAAAAAAGAAAAAAAGGGUAACAAAAAAAUUUUGUCCAGACAAGUUUGUGUUCGGGGGCUUCUUUUUUUUUUCAGACAUCAAAGUUUGAACACUCUCUGAUUGUGUUUUUGUUAACACUGACAGCAUGAAAGAUGGAUAAACUUUUAUCUAAUGAUCAUAGCAAUUUAAUUUUACCAGUGAACAGAGGAUGAUGAGUAUGAAUUUAUUUUGAAAUGCAAUUAUUUAUGUGAUCAAUUGAUUGAAACUUGAUAAUAGUGGAAAAUUAUUAAAUGUUGAGUAAUAAAUAUUUUGCAAAAUUUUUGA